AUGAGGUCCCCUUCUCUUGCACGGUUAAAUUACCGUGCAGUGUCUGGCUUGACCAGAACCGCUCGUUUCCAGCCCCAGGGUUUCCUGAGUUCGCGAUGCGUCUCCACGGCCGCUUUGCGGUCUUCCGGUGUUGCGCCGGCUUAUCAGUCGAUCCUGAAGCAGUGGGAACAGCGUCGCAAUGCCUCUGCUACUGCAUCUGCAGUUCUUGAGGCCGCUGCCGCCAGCCCGGAUACCCUUUCGCAAGCCGCCAUUAUCGACAACCUCGACCCCGUGGAGGCUGCUCGUCUCGACAAGGUCCGCAACAUCGGUAUCGCUGCCCACAUCGACAGUGGCAAGACCACCGUUACCGAGCGUGUCCUUUUCUACACUGGUCGUAUCAAGGCCAUCCACGACGUCCGCGGUCGUGAUGGUGUUGGUGCCAAGAUGGACUCCAUGGAUCUGGAGCGUGAGAAGGGUAUCACCAUUCAGUCUGCUGCUACCUUCUGUGACUGGGUCAAGAAAGAUAAACAGGGCGUUGACCAGAAGUACCACGUCAACCUGAUCGAUACACCUGGCCACAUUGACUUCACCAUUGAGGUCGAGAGAGCGCUGCGCGUUCUGGAUGGUGCCGUUAUGAUUCUGUGUGCCGUCUCUGGUGUCCAGUCCCAGACCAUCACUGUGGACCGUCAGAUGCGUCGUUACAAUGUUCCUCGCCUCUCGUUCGUCAACAAGAUGGAUCGUAUGGGUGCCAACCCCUUCAAGGCUAUUGAGCAGAUCAACACCAAGCUCAAGAUGCCUGCUGCUGCCGUCCAGGUUCCCAUCGGUGCCGAGGACGAGUUCGAGGGCGUUGUCGAUCUUAUUACCAUGAAGGCUAUCUACAACGUCGGCGAGAGUGGCGAGGAACUUAAGAUCACUGAGGUCCCCGAGAAGGUGAAGCAGGUCGCCGAGGAGCGCCGGGCUAUGCUCAUUGAGACUGUCGCCGAUGUUGACGAUCAGAUGGCUGAGAUGUUCUUGGACGAGGUUGAGCCCACCGAGGACCAGUUGCGUGCCGCCAUCCGUCGCGCCACCAUCGGCCUGAAGUUCACUCCUGUCUUUAUGGGCUCUGCUUUGGCCAACAAAUCCGUUCAGCCUAUGCUGGACGGUGUUGUCGACUUCCUUCCCAACCCCUCCGAGGUUGAGAACCUUGCCCUUGACCAGAAGCGAAACGAGGCUUCCGUCAAGCUUGUUCCUUACAACUCUCUUCCCUUCGUCGGUCUCGCUUUCAAGCUCGAGGAGUCCAACUUUGGACAGUUGACCUACAUUCGCGUCUACCAGGGUACCCUCCGCAAGGGAUCGAAUGUGUUCAACGCCCGUAACAGCAAGAAGGUCAAGAUCCCCCGUAUCGUGCGUAUGCACUCCAACGAGAUGGAGGAAGUCAGCGAGAUUGGUGCUGGUGAAAUUUGCGCCGUUUUCGGUGUUGAAUGUGCCUCCGGUGAUACCUUCACUGACGGCCAGCUCGGCUACAGCAUGUCCUCCAUGUUCGUUCCCGAGCCUGUCAUUUCGCUCUCCAUUAAGCCCAAGCAAGCCAAGGAUGCGGCCAACUUCUCGAAGGCCAUGGCCCGCUUCCAGCGUGAGGACCCUACUUUCCGUGUCACUUAUGACAAUGAGAGUGAGCAAACCAUCAUCUCCGGAAUGGGUGAGCUGCACUUGGACAUCUACGUUGAGCGCAUGAAGCGCGAAUACCGCGUGGAGUGCGAGACGGGUCAGCCUCAGGUUGCUUACCGUGAGACUAUCGGCGAGCACAUCAAGUUCGACCACCUGCUCAAGAAGCAGACUGGUGGUGCUGGUGACUAUGCCCGUGUCAUGGGCUUCAUGGAGCCCACCGGUGUCCUCGAGGAGAACAACUUCGAGCAGCAGAUUGUCGGAGGCAGUAUCUCCGAGAAGUACCUGUUUGCUUGCGAGAAGGGAUUCAAUCUUUCCUGCGAGAAGGGUCCUCUGAUCGGCCACAAGAUUCUCGGAACCCGCAUGGUCAUCAACGAUGGAGCCACUCACAUGACAGAUUCCUCUGAAAUGGCCUUCAAGAACGCCACCCAGCAAGCCUUCCGCAAGGCCUUCAUAGACAGCCAGCCUUCCGUGCUGGAGCCCCUGAUGAAGACCGUUGUCACCGCCCCCAGCGAGUUCCAGGGUGAUGUUAUCGCCCUGCUGAACAAGCGCGGAGCCACUAUCAACGACACCGAGACUGGCGUCGACGAGUUCACCAUCUACGCUGACUGCAGUCUGAACGGCAUGUUUGGCUUCAGCUCCAACCUCCGCGCCGCCACCCAGGGCAAGGGUGAAUACACCAUGGAAUUCAGCCACUACGAGAAGGCUCCCCCGCACGUGCAGAAGGAUCUCAUUGCCAAGCACCUCAAGGCCCAGGCUGAGCGUAACAAGAAAUGA
Molecule: messenger RNA, 2397 nt
Organism: Penicillium atrosanguineum
Lineage: Eukaryota; Fungi; Ascomycota; Eurotiomycetes; Eurotiales; Aspergillaceae
Product: elongation factor G
Exons: 2
Coding region: 1-2397 (798 amino acids)
Biological process (GO): mitochondrial translational elongation
Cellular component (GO): mitochondrion
Molecular function (GO): translation elongation factor activity; GTP binding; GTPase activity
Source: RefSeq, a predicted model, not a curated record